AAAAAAAAAACUUCUCUCUUGCUUUUACAAAUUACUAUUUCCAAACCAAAAACCAUGAGCAAAUCCAUUGUUCUCUCCCUUUUGUGCAUGACCAUCUUUCUUGGUCUCAGCACUCCUUCUCAAGGCCAAGGACCAUCACUUUGUCCAGUAACAUUUCCAUUACCAGAUGGGAAUGCUUGUGGGAGUGAUGGCAACUUUAGAUGUAUUAAUGAAGCACUGAGGAGAUAUCCCGCUAGUUCGAUGCCUCAGAAAUGUUCUUGCAGUGAUGCCAGACCAAAGACCGACGAGUGCCAAUGUUCCAUUGUUUGUCAAUGAAGAAAUCAUUCAUUGGAGAGAUGUAUACAUGUCAUCAAAAUAAUUUUAUUUUUUAUAAGCAGUUUUAGUUACAAUAAUUCAGGUUAAUUUCAAUCUCUUCGAGUCAUAUCGUGUGAUA
Molecule: messenger RNA, 433 nt
Organism: Oldenlandia corymbosa var. corymbosa
Lineage: Eukaryota; Viridiplantae; Streptophyta; Magnoliopsida; Gentianales; Rubiaceae
Source: the annotation of a GenBank genome assembly